AUGGCGUUGAGUUUGAAGAAGUUCAUCGGUACAGCAACAAAAGCCCAUCAGUACUUACUACCCAAAACUCCUCGUAACGUUAGUGUUAAAUACAACUCUUCUUCUGUUUUGCCGUCCCUUUGUUUUUUUAGAUCCAAUUCUUCUUCUCCACUAUCGAAGUUCAGAUGCAAUUCUUGUCGGCCAUCAUCGAAGUUUUUCAGAAUUGAGCCGGAACCCAUUUUCUCCUCUGUGAAAUCCUUUGCACCGGCGACGAUAGCUGACGUGGGGAACACGAACUAUGAUGAUGUAAUCAAUUGCGCGAUCGAUGGCCUUGGCAAUUAUGUUACCGUGGAAAUCAAAAGGAACGUUGGUCCUGGAGACGUAUCAAUCGAUUCCGUUGAGAGCGAGGUCGACCCUCUAUGGAAUUACGAUACGCUCAACCCUUACCAGAAUUCGGCUGGAAUAGCAGCAAGAUCCGUCAUGGAAAGAUUGGGAAUCAAAUCCGUCGGUCUUUCCCUCACUAUCGAGAAGGGAUUAUCACCGUUAGGGAAAAUUGGAUCGAGUGCUGCUAAUGCUGCUGCAGCUGCUGUUGCUGUUAAUGAGAUUUUUGGCAGGAAAUUGUCGGUCGUAGAUUUAAUCCGAGAAACCCUCCCUGUAUUGACAUACUAUAAAGAUUGUCACAUCGAAAAUUUAACGGCAGCAUUCAUGGGAGGAUUUGUUAUGAUCAACAAUUACGUGCGUCUUGAAAUAAUUCCUCUUGAAUUUCCGGCUGAGAAGGAUUUGUUUUUCGUUCUAGUAACCCCAGAAAUCGAAACAACUCAGAAAUUGAUCAGAACUGUUAGGAUAACGGAUGAUGAUUUUUCGAUUUGUAAAAGUAUGGCAUCUCAGAUGCAUGGACCUGAAAGGAUUAAUAGGGAUUGGACGAAUUGUAAUCCAUUGAUUCCUGGUCUUAAAUUGGGGAAGAAAGCUGUGGGAAUAUUCGCGUGUAGAGUAUUUUGGGCUAAGCAAGGAGAAGGGGAACUGCAAAUAGAGCUGAUGGAUCCGGAUGAGGAGCAGGAGAGGACGUCAAAAAUUCCUGGUCUUGCAGCGGUGAAGGAGGCGGCAUGGGAGAAAGGAGUAUUGGGUUGUCAGUUGAUUGGAAAUAGGGUUGUUGCAGUCACUGAUGAUGAAGAGGAGGGUAAGGAGAUUGGAAAUCGAAUGGUGGAAACUUUCCUCAACCAUGGAGGUGUGAAGGCUUCUGCAGUUGUUCACAGUCUUGAUCGGGUUGGUGCUAGGGUUAUUUCUUCACAGCCGUAUUGGACCAAAUUUCGCUGUUACUGUAGCAUUGAAGCCGAGGAAAUGGGCUCUUAA
Messenger RNA from Telopea speciosissima, 1329 nucleotides. RefSeq names its product homoserine kinase-like. The record is from RefSeq and is a predicted model, not a curated record. The coding region runs from base 1 to 1329 and encodes 442 amino acids. The transcript has a single exon. Gene Ontology annotation, molecular function: ATP binding. Lineage: Eukaryota; Viridiplantae; Streptophyta; Magnoliopsida; Proteales; Proteaceae.